GUAUUGCGGGCUUUGAAGUCCUAUCUGCAGAUAUGAAUUGGAUAUCUGUCCCUGUUAUUCCAGAUUGUGUAUUAAUUAAUAUAGGAGAUCUAUUGGAAUUUUGGACUCAAGGUUUAUUCAAAUCCACUAAGCAUCGUGUUGUCUUUCGCAAAGAAACUUUAAAUCAAGAUAGAUAUAGUAUUGCUUAUUUUUGUCAUGCUGAAGACGAUGUAGGAUUAGAACCAAUUCCUAGUCGAUUCAUAAUUGCAGAUGAGAAAGGUAGCAAGAGCAUGACUGCUG
This is a messenger RNA of Dentiscutata erythropus, 279 nucleotides long. NCBI's taxonomy places the organism in Eukaryota, Fungi, Glomeromycota, Glomeromycetes, Diversisporales, Gigasporaceae. The record is from the annotation of a GenBank genome assembly.